Molecule: messenger RNA, 5529 nt
Organism: Symbiodinium necroappetens
Lineage: Eukaryota; Dinophyceae; Suessiales; Symbiodiniaceae
Source: the annotation of a GenBank genome assembly
AUGAAAGUGUAUUGGUCUGUUCCGGCUAAUGAUGCCAUCAUGCGAUCUACUUUGAACGGAUCGGAUUUGGAGGUCUAUCGGAGCGGGCUGACGAAUCCAUAUGGAGUCGUGGUGGACAAGCCGACUGCGACGAUCUAUUGGUCUGCUCAGCAGGCGAUUCAACGCGCUUGGCUUCCAGAUGACAGCGGUGCUGUAGAGGACUGGGUCAAUGCGUCUGCAGGACUUCGAUCUCCCAUGGGCCUAGCGUUGGAUGAGAAGAAUCGAGUUCUCUACUGGGCGGAUCAGACCUUGGGAAAGAUUCAGCGAAAACCCCUUGACGGCGGGCCAAUAGAAGAUGUGGCAGACAACAUCGAAGAGCCUAGCGGAGUCGCAGUGGAUGCGGAGGGUGGCCAGGUCUUCUUCCUGAGCUUUGAUUUGGGAAUUGUGUACGGCCGCGACAUUGACCUCUCAGACGACAAGUACGAGGUGGCCACCACGUAUUCUCCGUAUGGAAUUGUUGUGGAUGCGACCAAUGAGAAGCUGUACUGGUCGAGCCGAUCUGACAACGAGAUUCAGCGCUGGGACAUAGGCUUCUUUGGCCAAGCUGCGGAGACCUUCCUGUCUGGUUUGAACAAGCCAAUGGGGCUCACCAUCGAUGCUGAUGCCGGGAUGCUCUACUGGGUUUCCGAGGGCACCCAGAUGCUUCACCGCGCCGCCUUGGACGGUUCUGGAGGUGUCGAAGAUCUUGCGCCUGCUGCCGAGGGCUUGGCAGUGCCAUACUACUUGUCGGUAGGCUACUACGCCGAACUCGAGGUAGCUCCGAGCACAACCACAAGUACACGGUCUUCUGCGACCACCAGCUCAUCCACCAUGAGUGCCACAACAGGAACGACUACGUCUUACACUGUCACAACGUCCACCGAUCCACACGCCACUAUAACCAGCACUACAUCGACAACUUUAGUGUCCAGCACCACCACAUCGAGAACCCAGACGCGCAGCACAACAUGGACGGAGACAACAACCUAUACUACAAUUUCGUCCAGCACAACGCUUUCAUCCACAAUCACCACGCUCUCCACGUCGACAACCACGACCACAAACACAUUGAGCACAAUUUCCUCGAGCACGGACACAACAGCCAGCUCAACCACUAGCUCACGAACUUCAGCAACAACCUCUACCUCAAGCACGACCCGCACGUCUGCAGAGCUGACGCUGACCAUGACCACAACCCUUUCCAGUACCAGGAGUACAAGCUACACAACUUCCGCGACCACUUCUGUGACGAGUCUAUCCACCACGCCCACAUCAACAAGUGCCGUCAACACGUCAACUUCCUCGACGACGCGGACCGAACGGACUUCGACCAUGCCUUCGAUCACCGCUACGACCUCGUCCUCGAGUACGUCCACAACUACGAAUUCGAGAACCAGUGCGGGCACGAGCACAACAUUGAGUUCUUCGUCAAGCACAACAACUACAAGCUCGAACGAGACUGGCUUCAUCCUGCCCUUGGCGCCGGUGUCGGCUUUGGAGGAGGACAGCUUCGUGACUGCCGCUGUCGUGGCAGUCACCUCUGGGGUGGUCUCCCUUUCUGUCUUCGUGGCAGGAGUUGUCAUCCUCAAAAAGCUCGGUAUGGUACAACCAAGUGCGCAGCUUGGUGCAAGCCUUUGCAAGCGGCUGGCACCAUCAGCAGCGAACGGGUUGCCCACGCGGAGCAUUUUCCGCCGGUGGUGCAAACGAUCAACACUCGUGGAGGAGAUUCCGGGCAAGACAGACUUGGGACAAGAUCCUUCCAAGGGCACGGAGGAUGAGCAGGCAGAGACACCGAGAAGCAACAAGCCCGACUCUGAUGUCAAGGAGGGCAGCCUCCGCAGCGUGGCAAAGAGGCCCAGCCACGGUGAGAUGCAGGUUCCGGAGACUCCUGUGGACAUGGAGGAGCCGCGUUGGUCCACUGAUGCUGGAGACGGCUUUCUUCAGGCCUUGCAGGAGAUCUUCAUGUCGUCGACAGCAAAGCAACUCCCACAGAAGCUGGCGGAGCUCUUCGAGACCUGGCAUCGCAGCGACUUCCUGCCAGGCAGCCCUGAGAUGAUGCCGGCAAGCGUCAUCGAGACUGCCAAGGAGGUGCUGCUGAAUCCUCAUCUACUGGGAAGUGAGGACCCCAACCUGGCCGACCCUGAGCUCGCGAAGCUGCAGGCAACCAUUGAUGUGGCGUGGCAAAAGCAUUGCAGAUCUGAGGAGACGCUGCCAGAGGCGGAGCGCGAUGUCGUCGUAUGGGCAAGCUCGGAACUGCUUCACGAUCUGCGGCAAGUCCUUCAUGUUGGUAGCACCAUUCCCAACACCGAUGUUCUUCGGGAGCUGGCUCGUGUGCGGGCAGAUUGGCGCACUCGAUCUGUGGCACGUGCGCACUUUGCCCGAGAUGAGGCAGCGGCCACGGCCCUUCAGAGUAUAGAGAUGGCUGCCAGCAGUGUCAUCAUGCGAAAGAUCUAUUCUACAGGCCAUCCCACGGAGUCGCAGGGGGUGAAGGUCACUGCAUCGGCGGAGGAGAAUCAGGCAAAUCUCCUACAGCGCUUGGAGAAGCUUUCCGUGAACAGCAAGCAAAAAGGCAUUGAGAUGAAGCUUCGGACAGCAGGAGAUGAGCUCUUGGCAGAGCUGUCUCGGCUCUUUGAAACCCGAAGAGGUGUGCCGAUCUCUGAGGCUGCGGAGAUCGCGGCGCGAUGGCGCCAGCGCCAUGCAGCUGUGCACCCACCUCGGCUAGAGGCCAUGUGGUCUGAAGCAGAAGGCAUCAUUGCGCAGGCAGCAUCCUCCAGGUCUUCGGACUUCGCAAAGAUCAGGGCAGCCAUCGAGGAGGCCUGGCAAAGGAAUUCUGCGAAAAGGAUGGAGGCUUACGGUGGCGACGACUUGCUGAAUGACUUGCAGAAGCUCUUCGACGACAGUUGGAGGCAUCCGGAAGCAGACCUGCGACCGGAAAUUGCCAGAAUUUGCGAGAGCUGGAAGAGGAAACAGAUGGAGGCUAAGAACCUGUCCCUCGUCUCGGACGGAGCGAAUGUCCUUGAGCAGUUGUCUGCAUCCCUCCAGCAUGUGGUGAGCCAGAAGGGCAGCAGCGGAUUGGACGGUGCCGUUCUGGGAACGGGUGAUUUCGCGAGGAUGCGGCCUGCAAUCGAAGAGGCUUGGAGGCAGCAGUUGGAACGUGAAGACAACACCCGCCAAUCUGCAACGCUGCCACCAGUGCAGCCCAGCGUGGCACAGGCCUAUGGUGGCGACGACUUGCUGAAUGACUUGCAGAAGCUCUUCGACGACAGUUGGAGGCAUCCGGAAGCAGACCUGCGACCGGACAUUGCCAGAAUUUGCGAGAGCUGGAAGAGGAAACAGAUGGAGGCUAAGAACCUGUCCCUCGUCUCGGACGGAGCGAAUGUCCUUGAGCAGUUGUCUGCAUCCCUCCAGCAUGUGGUGAGCCAGAAGGGCAGCAGCGGAUUGGACGGUGCCGUUCUGGGAACGGGUGAUUUCGCGAGGAUGCGACCGGCAAUCGAAGAGGCAUGGAGGCAGCAGUUGGAACGUGAAGACAACACCCGCCCAUCUGCAACGCUGCCACCCGUGCAGCCCAGCGUGGCGCAGGCAUAUGGCGGCGACUUCUUGUUCAACGACGUGUUGAAUCUUUUCAAUGCCGGCUGGGAAUAUCAUCUGGACUCGGAAAGCAAGAUAGAACUCGCACAGGUAUGUGAGACCUGGAAAGCGCGCCAGUUGGAAGCACAGGGGCUCUCUGCUGGUUCUGAUGUGGCAGUCGUGCUGCAGAAGCUAUCCCAGUCGCUACAGGGUGUGGUGCAGCGGCACGGACUCUUAGACGCCAAGGGCUUUGCAGAGUUGCGGCCUGAGAUCGAGGAUGUAUGGCAGCGCCAGCUUCGCUCUGCAUCUGUGUCCCGCCCUCGAAGUCUCGAACCAUCGGGCUUCGCUGUGGAAGAGGUGUAUGGCGGUGCCGAUCUGCUCGAUGCGUUGGAGAGGCUGCUCGCGGAUGGGCCUGGGGCAUCGAACUUGCGGCCCGAGCUGUCGUCUUUGUGCGAGCAGUGGCAAUCGAGGCAACGGGAGGCUCUGAGUGCAGGAGUGGAGCAACUGGCAAAAAGCGCCGUCUCAGCGAUCUCAGCUCCAGCGACCUCGGACUUCGGCUUGUUUCGAGCGGAGAUCGAGAGGCUUUGGAGCCGGGAGCUCCAAGUGCAGACUGUCCAGGCCUAUGGUGGAGAUGCACUGCUGCAGGACAUGGAAAGGCUCUUCAGUGAUGGCACAUGGACAGAGGCGGAGGUCGCGAAGGCGUGCGACACCUGGAAGGCCCGACAACAAGACGCCCACAGAGUAACCCUGAAGAAGCUAGCCAACUCCGUGGAGGUGGUCGUAGACAAGAACCUCAGCGACCUGGGUGAGAGCGAUCAGCUGGACUUCAAGAGGCUGCGUCCCCAGAUAGAGGAAGCCUGGCGAAGUGCGGAGAGAGGUGGUAGACAGGACAAAGUCAAUUCAAAGCUGGAGAAGCGUGCAAAGGCUCAGGUUUUGAAGGAUGGCGACGGACUAUUGCAGGAUCUUCAAGGGAUGUUUGAUGUAGCCUGGUCAAGGUGCUACGGGGAAGAUCUCAGGCCUGAAUUCGAGAGCCGAUGUUCCAAAUGGGCGCAUAGGACGCUCCAGGAACGUGGCCUUGGUGAAGACUCGGAGCUGGCGCGGACUCUGCAAGGCUUCGUGGAUGCGGCAAGGCAGGUGCUGGUGACCCAGGGCGCGGGGAUGCCUGCAGAUAUGGCUUUUCACGAGAAGAUGCAGUCGGAGAUCAAGGAUCUCUGGAAGCGACAGGUUCAUGGGGAACAGCCACGCAGCCGGCCUGGAGUAAAGUUGGAUCGGCACAGCCGGAGUCAGGCGGUGGCAGACGGUGAACAGCUGCUGCGGGAAUUGGAGGACCUCUUCAAGGGAAGUUGGGCCCGACCGGGCGCCAACUUGUUGAGUGACGUGUCGCAGAGCUGCGCCGACUGGAAGGCGCGACAGUUGGCUGCGAGAGGCGUGGGUGAGGACUCUGAACUGGGCGCCUGGUUACAGAAGCUGCUGGACUCGCUGCAGGGAGUCCUGCAGCCGGAGGGUGAGGCCUCGGGUUCUGAUUUCAUCCGCCUGCGACCUCAGAUACAGGGAGCUUGGCGACAGCACCUGGCUGAAGCAAACGGGCAGGACUCUUCCACCUCACCCGAGAAGGCUCGACAUCGGGAGGACCGGAACCGGAGCCGCAGCCGACCUCGCUCAUCACCUGACCUUGCAAAGGCUGACCGAGCUCGAGAGGAGCUUCUGCAGAAACUCGAGGGGAUUCUGCAAAACACAGACAGCGACGAGCGCAAGAUGCUCGAGGUUCAAAGGCUGCUGCAACACUGGCAACGGUAUCAGGCGUCCGAGAAUGUCGACACGAUCACUGCCGAACUACUGCGCAGCCUGGCCGAUGCCGCAGAAAGCGCAGCGAAGAGCAGCCUGAAAGAGGUGGUUCCAGCUAUUCAGGACACUUGGCAACGUUGCAGUGCUCAGCUAUCCAAG